Messenger RNA from Contarinia nasturtii (swede midge), 1410 nucleotides. RefSeq names its product ubiquitin-conjugating enzyme E2 G2 (gene Ubc7). Gene Ontology annotation, cellular component: cytosol; endoplasmic reticulum. Bases 516 to 1019 code for a protein of 167 amino acids. The transcript has 4 exons. NCBI's taxonomy places the organism in Eukaryota, Metazoa, Arthropoda, Insecta, Diptera, Cecidomyiidae. The record is from RefSeq and is a predicted model, not a curated record.
AACGAAUGUUUUUUUUCCCUUCAUGAUGUGAAGAAAACAAGUGUUUGAAAUAUUUUCUUAUCAUUUACAUUCUAGGCGCAUGCAAGAAAUCAUUCUAUUGACAUUAAAACCAUCGAUGACAAAUAAAUAUUGAGAAAUACAAAAAAAAAACCGAUUGGCACUUCAUGCAACAACACUCAAGGUGAAUAUAAGAAGUGUAAUAAUUUGAUUGUAGUGUCAACAUUCGUCAGUGUUAUUGAAGUGUGUAUGAAUAUAUAGAUAUUUAUAAAUGCGUGUAAGGAAUAAAACAUCACUCAUCCAAUUUGUGGCCAAAAGACGAGAGUGAGAAAAAAACUCUUUACUUUAUUUUGGGAGAAACAAAAAAGUGAGCGAAACGACAUUAAAUAAAUAUAACACACAUGUAUUUUGUCUAGAAACCUUUCGACGGCAUUCGAAUGCGAUUUUUUGUUAAUAGAUUGCGUCAAUAUUGAACAGUGCAUACUUGAAAGCCGAAGAAAAAACUCGAUAAAAAAACAAUGGCUGGAUCGUCGCUGAGACGUUUAAUGGCCGAAUAUAAACAAUUGACGCUGAAUCCGCCUGAAGGGAUCGUAGCUGGUCCAAUCAGUGAAGAUAACUUUUUCGAAUGGGAAGCCUUGAUUCAAGGUCCAGAAGGAACAUGCUUCGAAGGCGGUGUAUUUCCAGCGCGUUUAAUAUUUCCGGCCGACUACCCAUUGAGCCCACCGAAAAUGAAAUUCACGUGCGAAAUGUUUCAUCCAAAUAUUUUUGCCGAUGGUCGAGUGUGUAUAUCAAUUCUGCAUGCGCCCGGCGAUGAUCCAAUGGGUUAUGAGCUGUCAGCGGAACGCUGGUCUCCCGUUCAAAGUGUCGAGAAAAUUUUGCUUAGUGUCGUUUCGAUGUUGGCCGAACCGAAUGACGAGUCUGGAGCGAAUGUCGAUGCCGCCAUCAUGUGGCGUGAUAAACGUGAUCAAUUCAAUAAAAUAGCCAAAAGUAUUGUUAGAAAAACACUCGGUUUGCCUUCAUAAAUAUGUACACGGGAUAAUAAAUGAACAGUUCUAUUCUUUCGAAAUGAAUACAGAAAAACAAUAUAUUCCUGAAAAUAAAGUGGCAAAAAUAUAUACAUAUACAACAACAAAAGAAAUGCAUACAACAAUAGAGAAACACAAACAAAAUACUAAAAUUACAACAUAUUUUUUAUAAACAAAUGUUCAGUAAACUCACGUGUAUUCGAUUUUUCUUCAGUUCGAUAUAAAACAAUUCGGGUAAAUUGUUCUAUUUUGAACGAAAAAUCAUAUAGCUCUUAUUUAAUCGUCGCCACCUGUUCCCCAUCACUCCCGAUCAUUCUCGAAAAUGUUGCGAAUAUUUUUGAAAUUUUUGUAUUAAAAAAAGAGUGGUAGCUAUUUCACAAUGCAUUGA